Messenger RNA from Morus notabilis, 1186 nucleotides. RefSeq lists its product as uncharacterized. Gene Ontology annotation, molecular function: acyltransferase activity, transferring groups other than amino-acyl groups. Bases 107 to 622 code for a protein of 171 amino acids. The record is from RefSeq and is a predicted model, not a curated record. The transcript has a single exon. Lineage: Eukaryota; Viridiplantae; Streptophyta; Magnoliopsida; Rosales; Moraceae.
UGAUCUUUUGCAUUGUCCACUUCCCAAGCAAUUAUUCACUUUGAAACUCAUAUUCUCUUCCAAGAUUUAGAUUGAAAACCACUCUCAAAAUCAAAGCUUCCGAUCCAUGGAUUCCCCGAGAAUUUCGAUUAGGCCCUUCAAGCUCUCUGAUGUAGAUGACUUCCUCGAAUGGGCAAGUGAUGAUAGAGUAACACGCUACCUAAGGUGGAACACCAUAACCACCAAGGAAGAAGCCUUGACAUACGUUGAGAAGGUUGUCAUACCUCAUCCAUGGCGUCGGACCAUAUGUUUGGAUGGCCGUUCGAUAGGAUACGUCUCGGUCAAGCCAGAAUCUGGCGACAACAAAUGCAGGGCACAUGUUAGCUAUGCUGUGGGAGCAGCCUACUGGGGCCAAGGGAUUGUCGCAAUGGCACUGAGAGUGAUGAUUUCGUCGGCGUUGAAAGAGUUUCCUGAUUUGGUAAGGCUUGAGGCAUUGGUGGAGGUUGAGAAUAGAGCUUCCCAAAGGGUACUUGAAAAGGUUGGGUUCCUAAAAGAAGGGUUGUUGAGGAAGUAUGGCUUCUGUAAAGGUGAAAUCAGAGACAUGUUCAUCUACAGCUUUUUAUCAACUGAUAAGAUUCUAUAGUUUGAAGUGGUAACAAAAACAGAAAAUUUUCCAUUUCUGAGAGUUGUUUGCAAUGAGAAAUGAUUAGUUAUUGGUUUAGACAGUAUAAACUAGAGAAAUUAGUCAAAUUGCUUAAGCACAUUAGAGAAACUUUUAUAAGAGCCUUUCAUUUGUUUCUCUUUAUUAGAAUCCCACAUUGACUGGAGAUAUUGACAUGAUCCAUUUAAUAAGGUAAGGACAAUCCUCCCCUAACAAGCCGGUUUUGUUAGGUUGAGUUAGGCUCAAUAUCCUUCGAUUUCUGUAAAAUUGUAUCAGAGCAGGCCCAGUUUUACAAUGUUGAGUCCCCCAAUAUCGACUUAUUCGCAGCGGUUUGGCAUGGUCCACGCUGUGCGUGAGGGGGCGUAUUAGAAUCCCAUAUUGGUUGGAGAUAUUGACAUGAUCCACUUAAUAAGGUGAGGGUAAUCCUCUCCUAAUAAGCCGGUUUUGUUAGGUUGAGUUAGGCCCAAUAUCCUUCGAUUUAUGUAAAACUCUUUGACGAAAUUUUAUCUUUCCAAACUGCAUUUAUUCUAAAUCUUCGUAUGGUGA